Messenger RNA from Thermochaetoides thermophila DSM 1495, 1845 nucleotides. Its product is annotated as methylenetetrahydrofolate reductase-like protein. NCBI's taxonomy places the organism in Eukaryota, Fungi, Ascomycota, Sordariomycetes, Sordariales, Chaetomiaceae. Gene Ontology annotation, biological process: tetrahydrofolate interconversion. The record is from RefSeq and is a predicted model, not a curated record. Gene Ontology annotation, cellular component: cytosol. The coding region runs from base 1 to 1845 and encodes 614 amino acids. Gene Ontology annotation, molecular function: FAD binding; methylenetetrahydrofolate reductase [NAD(P)H] activity. The transcript has 2 exons.
AUGCAUAUCCGAGACAUGCUGGCGGAAGCCGAGAGGACAGGCGAGCCGUCCUUCUCGUUUGAAUACUUCCCGCCCAAGACCGCUCAGGGCGUCCAAAACCUCUACGAUCGUAUGGAGCGCAUGUACAACUACGGCCCGAAAUUCAUCGACAUCACCUGGGGUGCUGGUGGCCGCGUGGCCGAACUAACAUGUGAAAUGGUGGUGCAAGCACAGGCUUAUCUGGGCCUCGAGACAUGCAUGCACCUGACCUGCACAGAUAUGGGCGUUGAGAGGAUCAACGAUGCCCUGCGGAAAGCCUACAAAGCCGGAUGCACCAACAUUCUCGCCCUUCGAGGUGACCCGCCGCGCGACAAAGAGAAGUGGGAGGCUGCCAAGGAUGGCUUCCGUUACGCCAAAGAUCUCGUCGCCCAUAUCCGCAAGGAGUACGGCGAUCACUUCGAUAUUGGUGUUGCAGGCUAUCCCGAAGGCUGUGAUGACAACAAGGAUGAGGAUCUUCUGCUUGACCACUUGAAGGAGAAGGUAGAUAUGGGCGCUGGCUUCAUUGUCACCCAGAUGUUUUACGAUGUCGACAACUUCCUGCGCUGGGUGAAGAAGGUCAGGGAACGCGGCAUCAGCGUCCCCAUCGUGCCGGGCAUCAUGCCUAUUGCGACCUACGCCAGCUUCCUGCGCCGUGCGAACCACAUGAAGUGCAAGAUUCCCGAGGAGUGGAUGGCGAAGCUCGAGCCAGUCAAGAACGACGAUGUAGCCGUCCGUGAGAUCGGGAAAACCCUUGUUGCCGACAUGUGCCGCAAAAUUCUGGAUGCCGGCAUUCGUCAUCUACAUUUCUACACCAUGAACCUCGCCCAGGCAACCCGUAUGGUUUUGGAGGAGUUAAAUUGGCUGCCUUCUCCUGACAGGCCGCUGAAGCAUGCUUUGCCUUGGAAGCAGUCUCUGGGCUUCGGUCGUCGCGGGGAGGAUGUCCGGCCUAUCUUCUGGCGUAAUCGUAACAAGUCAUACGUGGCCCGCACUCAGGACUGGGAUGAGUUCCCUAACGGUCGCUGGGGUGAUUCAAGGUCCCCGGCUUUUGGUGAGUUGGACGCCUACGGUGUCGGUUUGACCGGCAGCAAUGAGCAGAAUCGUGAGAGGUGGGGCGAGCCGAAGUGCAUCAGGGACAUUGCCAACCUCUUCAUCCGGUACCUCAGAAAGGAAAUUGACUACCUUCCUUGGAGCGAGGCGCCAGUGGCCGAUGAGGCCGACCUCAUCAAGGACGAGUUGAUUGACCUGAACCGGAGAGGUCUGAUCACUGUUAACUCACAGCCGGCCGUUAACGGUGCAAAGUCGAACCACCCUGUUCAUGGAUGGGGCCCUUCGAACGGUUACGUCUACCAGAAGGCCUACCUGGAGUUCUUUGUCUCUCCUGAGCUCUAUCCAGAGAUCAAGCGUCGCAUAGAGAGCCACCCCGAUCUCACUUAUCACGCAGUGACAAAGUCAGGAAAUCUCGAAACGAACGCCCAGUCUGAUGGACCCAAUGCCGUUACCUGGGGAGUUUUCCCCGGAAAGGAGAUCGUCCAGCCUACCAUUGUUGAGAGGAUAAGCUUCCUUGCAUGGAAAGACGAGGCGUACCAUUUGGGUAUGGAAUGGGCCCGCUGCUAUGAUGCCGGUAGCCCCAGCCGCGUGCUCUUGGAGGAAAUGAUGAACACGUGGUGGCUGGUUAAUAUCGUGAACAACGACUUCCAUCAGGGCAAUACUUUAUUCGAGAUCCUGAAGGGCCUCGAGGUCACUGAUCUUGACAAAGUCCCAGAGACUCAGGCUAACGGGACCAAUGGAGUCUCCAAUGGCGUUAAGGCUUCGGAGACCUCAGUUUAA